Tricharina praecox is the source of this 1258-nucleotide messenger RNA. RefSeq names its product putative succinate dehydrogenase iron-sulfur protein precursor. Gene Ontology annotation, molecular function: 2 iron, 2 sulfur cluster binding; electron transfer activity. The coding region runs from base 330 to 1178 and encodes 282 amino acids. NCBI's taxonomy places the organism in Eukaryota, Fungi, Ascomycota, Pezizomycetes, Pezizales, Pyronemataceae. The record is from RefSeq and is a predicted model, not a curated record. Gene Ontology annotation, biological process: respiratory electron transport chain; tricarboxylic acid cycle; aerobic respiration. The transcript has 3 exons. Gene Ontology annotation, cellular component: mitochondrial membrane.
UGGUGGGUGACCCCCCGCUCUCGACCGAGGUUAACCCACCGUUCCGAAGAUCGACGGAGGCAAUCGCACUACGGUUCUCGAUCUCUGGCCGUGACUUUUGCCUUCUCUUCCCGUGUCUUUUGCCUUCUCUUCCAACAGCGACCGACCGACCUUUCCCUCCUCUCCUUUCUAAUCCACCGCCCCUUCACACCUUUCUUCGUCAGAUAUCGUCAUCGUCCGGAACAAGGGAAUUGGGUUCGAUAUAACCCACUACCACCGCCCCGCAACUCGCUUCUCUUCCACCCACUUUCCACACAUAUUCUAUUGAACGUGAACAAAUACAACACAUAAUGUCGGCCUCCGUCCUCUCGAGAAGCGCUCUUCGCGCCGCCGCCGCACGCACAUCCUUCCCCGCUGCGACCCGGGGCCUCGCCUCCGUGGCGACUUCGCAGGCACCCCCCUCCACCCCCGAGUCCAAGGCCCCCCGCAUGAAGAAGUUCCAGGUCUACCGCUGGAACCCUGAUCAGCCCGAGAAGAAGCCGUACAUGCAGGAGUACGAGCUGGAUCUCAAUCAGACCGGACCCAUGGUGCUCGAUGCGCUCAUCCGCAUGAAGAACGAAAUGGACCCUACCUUGACCUUCAGACGAAGCUGCAGAGAGGGUAUUUGUGGAAGUUGCGCGAUGAACAUUGGAGGAACCAACACAUUGGCUUGCUUGUGCCGUAUCGAAUCCGACACUACCACCGCCACCAAGAUCUACCCGCUCCCGCACACGUACGUGGUGAAGGACCUCGUGCCCGAUCUCACGCAAUUCUACAAGCAGUACAAGUCGAUCAAGCCGUAUCUGCAGCGCAAGGAUGCUCCCACACCGAUGAAGGAGAACAUCCAGAGCAUCGCCGACCGCAAGAAGCUCGACGGAAUGUACGAGUGCAUUCUGUGCGCGUGCUGCUCGACUUCGUGUCCCUCCUACUGGUGGAACUCGAGCGAGUACCUCGGCCCCGCCGUCCUUAUGCAGAGCUACAGGUGGAUCGCGGACUCCCGUGAUCAGUUCACUGAGGAGCGGAAGGCCGCCCUCGACAAUGAGAUGUCCGUCUACCGGUGUCACACCAUCAUGAACUGUGCAAGGACUUGCCCCAAGGGCUUGAACCCAGGUUUGGCCAUCGCCAAGAUCAAGAAGGAGCUGGCUCUCGGCAGCUCAUAAGCGUAGCGUUUUCUUUUGGUCCACUAGGGGGGUUUCGGGAAGAAUGUUAUAGUACUGUUAAAAGAACGUGUUUUUGAGAG